AUGAAGCUCGUGUGGUCGCCGGAAACUGCCUCUAACGCUUACAUCCACACCGUUAGAACUUGUAAAAUCUACAAAGAAUCGAGUGUGGCGGAGUAUUUAUCGGCUACGGCGGCUGGAUGGAACAUGAGACUGAUCGUCGAGACUUGGACACGUGGAGAUCCGAUCGCCACCAGCGUCGGACUCGCCGUCGCGGCGAUCCACACGUGCGGAAGACACGUGUGCAUAGUUCCUGACGAAGAGUCAAGAUCGGAGUACGAGGACGUCAUGAAGAGAGCCGUCACGAGCGAAGCGACGGAGGUUAUGGUCGGAGAAUCGCCGGAGGAUGUGGUAGAGAGACUCUCCGGAGUUGAUUUCAUGGUGGUGGACUCGAAACGUCGUGAGUUCGUUAAGGCGUUGGGAUUAGCGAACACGAGCAAAAUGGGUGCCGUUUUGGUGUGUAAAAACGCGACGCAGAAAUCAAUCCCUGGGUUUAAAUGGCACGGUGUUUUGAGAAGAGGCACACGUGUGGUGAGAUCGGUGUUUUUACCCGUUGGGAGAGGGUUAGAUAUCGCACACGUGGGAGCUAGUGGUUGCAGUGAUUUGAAGAUGAAUCCUAGCCGUUGGAUUAAACACAUCGAUCCUCGCUCUGGAGAGGAACACUUGUUCAAACGUUAA
This is a messenger RNA of Arabis nemorensis, 654 nucleotides long. The record is from the annotation of a GenBank genome assembly. Lineage: Eukaryota; Viridiplantae; Streptophyta; Magnoliopsida; Brassicales; Brassicaceae.